Messenger RNA from Aspergillus ochraceoroseus IBT 24754, 1441 nucleotides. Its product is annotated as succinate--CoA ligase (GDP-forming) subunit beta. Gene Ontology annotation, cellular component: mitochondrion; succinate-CoA ligase complex. Bases 77 to 1441 code for a protein of 454 amino acids. Gene Ontology annotation, molecular function: succinate-CoA ligase (ADP-forming) activity; ATP binding. The transcript is spliced from 8 exons. Gene Ontology annotation, biological process: tricarboxylic acid cycle; succinyl-CoA metabolic process. The record is from RefSeq and is a predicted model, not a curated record. NCBI's taxonomy places the organism in Eukaryota, Fungi, Ascomycota, Eurotiomycetes, Eurotiales, Aspergillaceae.
CUUGUGUUCAAUCCAACCGUCCUAUUAUUCCCCUCUCCUCUCUCUUUUCUUACUUUCUUUCCUCCCCCCAUCCACCAUGUUCAAGCUUGCGCGCACCCGACCAAUUACUGCGGCUCUCAGAGCUGCGACGGAGUCCUCCGUGCAGACUCGCCUCGCCCAGCAACAACGAAAUCUUUCCAUUCACGAAUAUCUGUCCGCCAGGCUGCUGAAGUCGUAUGGUGUGGGUGUGCCCAAGGGUGAGGUCGCUCGCUCCGCGGAGGAAGCUGAGGCUGUUGCCAAGUCGCUCGGUAACGAUGACAUGGUCAUCAAGGCCCAAGUCCUUGCCGGUGGUCGUGGUAAGGGACACUUCGAAAAUGGUCUCAAGGGUGGUGUGCGCGUGAUUUACUCCCUUUUACUGAUCGGAGACGUGUUAUCCUCCAGUCCUACCGAGGCCAAGAUGUUCGCUGGACAGAUGAUCGGACAAAAGCUCAUCACUAAGCAAACUGGCGCAGCCGGCCGCCUUUGCAACGCUGUCUACAUUUGCGAGCGCAAGUUCGCUCGUCGCGAAUUCUAUCUCGCUAUCCUCAUGGACCGCCAGUCUCAGAGCCCCGUCGUCGUUGCCUCCUCGCAGGGUGGUAUGGAUAUCGAGGCCGUCGCCAAGGAACACCCCGAUGCUAUUGUCACCACCCCCAUCGACAUCCACACCGGCGUCACUGAUGCUAUCGCUACCAAGAUUGCUACCGAUCUUGGCUUCUCCGAGCAGUGCAUCGAGGAUGCUAAGCUGACUAUCCAGAACCUCUACAAGGUUUUCAUGGAGACCGAUGCUACCCAGAUUGAAAUUAACCCUCUCUCUGAGACCUCUGAUCACCAGGUUCUGGCCAUGGAUGCCAAGCUGGGCUUUGACGACAACGCCGAGUUCCGCCAGAAGGAGAUCUUCUCCUGGAGGGAUACCACCCAGGAAGAUGCCGAUGAAGUCAAGGCUGCUGAACACGGCCUGAACUUCAUCAAGCUUGAUGGUGACAUCGGAUGUCUGGUCAACGGCGCUGGUCUUGCUAUGGCCACCAUGGAUAUCAUCAAGCUCAACGGCGGCAGCCCCGCUAACUUCCUUGACGUUGGUGGUGGCGCUACCCCUGCUGCCAUCAAGUCCGCUUUCGAGCUCAUUACCAGCGACCCCAAGGUGUCUGCCAUCUUCGUCAACAUCUUCGGUGGUAUCGUCCGUUGCGAUGCCAUCGCUCAGGGUCUGAUCAACGUCGUUCAGGAAAUGGGUCUGCGCACUCCUAUCGUUGCCCGUCUGCAGGGUACCAACAUGGAGCAGGCUCACAAGCUGAUCAACGAGUCCGGCCUUAAGAUCUUCUCCAUUGAGGACCUCCAGAGCGCUGCUGAGAAGUCUGUCCAGUUCUCCAAGGUCGUCAAGAUGGCCCGUGAAAUCGACGUCGGCGUUGAGUUCACUCUCGGCAUUUAA